AUGGAUAGCUCUCUACCACCCACCUUGGGACUCAGUUCUGCCCCUGAUGAAAUUCAACAUCCACAUAUUAAAUUUUCAGAGUGGAAAUUUAAGCUAUUCAGGGUAAGGUCCCUGGAAAAGGCACCCGAAGAAGCUCAAAAGGAAAAAGAUUCUUGUGAGGGGAAACCCUCCCUAGAGAAAUCUCCAGUGAUCCUGGACAAACUUGGUGCCCAGCAGUCAGUCCUGACUCAGCCAGCAUUGAAGCCCCAUCCCAAGUUUUCAAAGAAAUUUCUCGAUGAUGACAAAGCAAGAGAAAAAGCAGUUCACCAAGCCAACCUGCGACACCUGUGCCGCAUCUGUGGGAAUUCUUUCAAAACUGAUGAGUACAACAGGCGAUACCCGGUCCAUGGGCCUGUGGAUGCAAAAACCCAAGUCCUUUUAAGAAAGAAGGAGAAAAGAGCUACUUCCUGGCCAGACCUCAUCGCCAGAGUUUUCCGCAUUGAUGUGAAGGCAGAUGUUGACUCGAUCCACCCCACUGAGUUCUGCCACAACUGCUGGAGCAUCAUGCACAGGAAGUUUAGUGGGGCCCCACGUGAGGUUUACUUCCCAAGGAAUGCAAUUAUGGAGUGGUGCCCCCACACGCCAUCCUGUGACAUCUGCCAGAUGGUCUGUCGGGGACUCAAGAGGAAGAGACAUCAUCCAAAUGUGCAGGCUAGCAAAAAAUUCAAAACUUUGCUUGUCCGAGCCAAACAAGCCCGUCAGCGCAAGAGGAGAGCUCAGGCAAAGAUCAGCAACAGAAGGGAAGUCAUGAAGAAGAUUGCCAGCUGCGGUAAGAUACAUCUUAGCACCAAGCUCCUGGCAGUGGACUUCCCCACACACUUCGUGAAAGCGAUUUCCUGCCAGAUUUGUGAGCACAUCCUGGCUGAUCCUGUGGAGACCACCUGUAAACACGUGUUCUGCAGAAUCUGCAUCCUCAGAUGCCUCAAAGUCAUGGGCAGCUAUUGUCCCUCUUGCCGCUAUCCGUGUUUCCCCACCGACCUAGAGAGUCCCGUGAAGUCCUUCCUGAGCGUCUUGAAUUCUCUCAUGGUGAAAUGCCCAGCAAAAGAGUGCAACGAAGAAGUCAGCUUGGAAAAAUACAAUCAGCAUGUCUCAAGCCACAAGGAAUCAAAAGAGACUUUUGUGCAUAUCAACAAAGGAGGCCGACCCCGUCAACAUCUUCUGUCGCUGACUCGGAGAGCUCAGAAGCAUCGGCUGAGGGAGCUUAAGAUGCAAGUGAAAGCUUUUGCUGACAAAGAAGAAGGUGGAGAUGUGAAGUCCGUGUGCCUGACCUUGUUCUUGCUAGCACUGAGGGCAAGGAAUGAGCACAGACAAGCGGAUGAGCUGGAGGCCAUCAUGCAGGGGCGGGGCUCUGGCCUGCAGCCCGCUGUUUGCUUGGCCAUUCGCAUCAACACCUUCCUCAGCUGUAGUCAGUACCACAAGAUGUACAGGACAGUGAAAGCCAUCACAGGCCGGCAGAUUUUUCAGCCUUUGCAUGCCCUGCGGAAUGCCGAGAAGAUUCUUCUGCCAGGCUAUCACCCCUUUGAGUGGCAGCCCCCCCUGAAGAAUGUGUCAUCCAGCACUGAUGUUGGCAUUAUUGAUGGGCUCUCUGGGCUUUCAUCCUCUGUGGAUGAUUACCCAGUGGAUACCAUUGCCAAAAGGUUCCGCUACGAUGCGGCUUUGGUGUCUGCUCUGAUGGACAUGGAAGAAGACAUCUUGGAAGGCAUGAGGGCCCAAGACCUUGACGACUACCUCAAUGGCCCCUUCACGGUGGUGGUCAAGGAAUCUUGUGAUGGGAUGGGGGAUGUGAGUGAGAAGCACGGGAGUGGGCCUGCCGUUCCUGAAAAGGCAGUUCGUUUUUCAUUCACCAUCAUGAGAAUUACCAUAGUGCACAGCUCCCAGAAUGUGAAGGUGUUUGAGGAAGCCAAGCCUAACUCUGAACUGUGCUGCAAGCCACUGUGCCUUAUGCUGGCCGAUGAGUCCGACCACGAGACCCUGACUGCCAUCCUCAGCCCGCUCAUCGCCGAGAGGGAGGCCAUGAAGAGCAGUGAGCUCCUGCUGGAGAUGGGAGGCAUCCCCAGGACCUUCAGGUUCCUCUUCAGGGGCACUGGCUAUGAUGAAAAACUGGUCCGGGAAGUGGAAGGCCUCGAGGCUUCUGGCUCAGUCUACAUUUGUACUCUUUGUGAUGCCACUCGCCUGGAAGCCUCUCAGAAUCUUGUCUUCCACUCCAUAACCAGAAGUCACACUGAGAACCUGGAGCGCUACGAGGUCUGGCGCUCCAACCCGUACCAUGAGUCAGUGGAAGAGCUACGGGAUCGAGUGAAAGGGGUCUCGGCCAAACCUUUCAUCGAGACGGUUCCUUCCAUAGACGCGCUGCACUGUGACAUUGGCAACGCAGCUGAAUUCUACAAAAUUUUCCAGCUAGAGAUAGGGGAGGUGUAUAAAAACCCCAAUGCUUCCAAAGAAGAAAGGAAAAGAUGGCAGGCCACCCUGGACAAGCACCUCAGAAAGAAGAUGAACCUGAAGCCAAUCAUGAGAAUGAAUGGCAACUUUGCGAGGAAGCUCAUGACUAAAGAGACAGUUGAGGCGGUUUGUGAGUUGAUUCCUUCCACAGAGAGGCACGAAGCUCUCAGGGAACUGAUGGACCUUUACCUGAAGAUGAAGCCUGUAUGGCGGUCCACAUGCCCAGCUGAGGAGUGCCCAGACUCCCUCUGCCAGUACAGUUUCAAUUCCCAGCGUUUCGCUGAGCUCCUCUCUACCAAGUUCAAGUACAGAUACGAAGGCAAGAUCACCAAUUAUUUUCACAAAACUUUAGCACACGUUCCUGAAAUUAUCGAGAGGGAUGGCUCCAUUGGGGCCUGGGCUAGUGAGGGGAAUGAAUCUGGCAAUAAACUGUUCAGGCGUUUCCGGAAAAUGAAUGCCAGGCAGUCCAAGUGCUACGAGAUGGAAGAUGUCCUGAAGCAUCACUGGUUGUAUACUUCCAAAUACCUCCAGAAGUUUAUGAAUGCUCACAAUACGUUAAAGAACUGUGGGUUUCACAUGAGCUCAAAUGCAACCUUAGCAGACCCAUUAGGCAUUGAGGACUCUCUGGAAAGCCAAGAUUCAAUGGAGUUUUAA
Messenger RNA from Octodon degus (degu), 3132 nucleotides. RefSeq names its product recombination activating 1 (gene Rag1). Gene Ontology annotation, biological process: V(D)J recombination; pre-B cell allelic exclusion; adaptive immune response. Bases 1 to 3132 code for a protein of 1043 amino acids. Lineage: Eukaryota; Metazoa; Chordata; Mammalia; Rodentia; Octodontidae. The record is from RefSeq and is a predicted model, not a curated record. Gene Ontology annotation, cellular component: nucleus; DNA recombinase complex; endodeoxyribonuclease complex. Gene Ontology annotation, molecular function: double-stranded DNA endonuclease activity; metal ion binding; sequence-specific DNA binding. The transcript has a single exon.